ACGGCCAAUACAUUUUCCCUGCCCCUCUGCCAGGGCAAUGCCCUGGACCAGUUCUUCUGUGAAAUCCCCCAGAUCCUCAAGCUCUCCUGCCCACAAGCCUACCUCAGGGAAUUUGAACUCCUUGUUUUUGGUGCUUUGCUAUUUUUGGGAAGUUUUAUUUUCAUUGUGGUGUCCUAUGUGGAGAUCUUCAGGGCCGUGCUGAGGAUGCCCUCAGAGCAGGGACGGCACAAAGCCUUUUCCACCUGCCUCCCUCACCUGGCUGUGGUCUCCCUCUUUAUCAGCUCUGCCUUCUUUUCCUACCUGAAGACCCCCUCCAUCUCUUUCCCAUUGCUGGACCUAGUGCUAUCAGUUCUGUACUCGGUGGUGCCUGCAGCAGUGAACCCCCUUAUCUACAGCCUGAGGAACCAAGAGCUCAAGGAUGCCCUAAGGAAACAAAUGAUGGGAUUGUUUCUGAGGAAAUAG
Merops nubicus (carmine bee-eater) is the source of this 462-nucleotide messenger RNA. RefSeq names its product putative olfactory receptor 14L1. Gene Ontology annotation, molecular function: olfactory receptor activity. The transcript has a single exon. Gene Ontology annotation, cellular component: membrane. The record is from RefSeq and is a predicted model, not a curated record. Lineage: Eukaryota; Metazoa; Chordata; Aves; Coraciiformes; Meropidae. Gene Ontology annotation, biological process: G protein-coupled receptor signaling pathway. The annotation marks the transcript as partial.